Messenger RNA from Nasonia vitripennis (jewel wasp), 2171 nucleotides. Its product is annotated as G-patch domain and KOW motifs-containing protein-like. The record is from RefSeq and is a predicted model, not a curated record. Gene Ontology annotation, biological process: oxaloacetate metabolic process; L-glutamine metabolic process; mRNA splicing, via spliceosome. The transcript has 5 exons. The coding region runs from base 279 to 1790 and encodes 503 amino acids. Gene Ontology annotation, molecular function: omega-amidase activity; nucleic acid binding. NCBI's taxonomy places the organism in Eukaryota, Metazoa, Arthropoda, Insecta, Hymenoptera, Pteromalidae. Gene Ontology annotation, cellular component: mitochondrion; spliceosomal complex.
UCAACUACUCAUUUCCCUUUCUAAUAUAUUUUAUUCUACUAUUUCGCUUUUUCUUAAUUGUAAAUAAGUGAAUUGUACAUAGAUAAAAAUCUUAAAUCUAAUAAAGAAUACAUCAAAUUAUCGAAACGAAGGCGUGAAUUAAAAUCAUUAAAAUUGAUAAUAAAUUAAUAGUCAAGAAUUGCAAAAUAAUUGAGCAAUUAUAACAAGUAUUCAGAUCGGCCAAUUAUGCAAAAUUCAAACAACCCGCCGUUGUAACUAAUCAGUUGGCACUCCUGUAUAUGCGCGCGCGGGCGCGAUCCGCGAUCAGUCGUGCAAACUGCAUCCAACGUAAACAUAAAUCUGCAAUGGCAGAAGAGGGAAAAAAGAUUUCGUUUGGUUUUUCAAAAUCUAUCAAGAAACCAGUUCUUAAAAAUGUCGUACCGAAGGAGGAAAAAAAAAUUGAUUAUAUUGAGUGCGUGGAUGAUAAGGCUAUCAAAAUUGUAGGGGGAGAAGAGAAAAAAGAUGAACCGCUUGUAAUUCCGAUGCUUGGUUCGAAAACUUGGCAUGAGAGGAUUAUUAACAAAGUUGAUGCUGACAUAUUCGAACCAAAAGUUACUGAUCCUAAGAUCAAAGAUGAGCCGAUGCCAGAUGUUCAAGUCAAGCAAGAAAAAGUGGAUGACAUUCCUAAUGGCAUUGUUCCAAAACCGAAUGAUGUAUUGCCAACGGAAGUAUCAGAAAUAAAAACAGAGCCUGUCGAUGAUCAAUCAUUAACUUUAGAAGAGCAAGCUGCCCGUGAGAUCAUAGCUGAUCUCAAUUCUGAUGAUAAUAAAAACAAAAAAGCGAAAGUUUUUACAUUGCCUAUUACAGGAAACGAUGAUCUGCAAGGUAAAGAAGAGCCAACUUUGGAUGAUUAUGAAAACAUACCUAUAGAGGAGUAUGGUAUGGCAAUGUUGCGUGGAAUGGGAUGGCAACCUGGAAAAGGGAUCGGCAAAAACGAAAAAGUUGUGCCUCCAGCAAUACCAGAACUGCGGCCCAAGGGAAUGGGACUUGGUGCAGACAAGUUGGUCGUUCAAUCAUUAAAAGGAAAGGGAAACAAUACAGAACACGAGAAAUUGAAAUUAGUCACGGGUGCCUGUGUAAAGGUUACAGCAGGGAAACAUAGUGGUAGCUAUGGAAAAAUUGUAGGAUUUGACGAAGAAGCUGCUAGAUUGUUCUUGAAGUUGGAGCUUGUCAGUGAAGUACUAUCAGUAAACGAAUGUUAUGUGCAACCAGUAACCACAACGGAGUAUACACAAAAUUCUAGAGUAUUAAAUACAAAAACAUAUGAGGGAUACAAGAAUGACGUAGUCAGUAAAAGUGGCAAACCAAAGGGAGAAACAUCCAAGAGCUCUGAGGAUGACAGCGAAGAAGAUCACAGAAAAAAACGGAGUGACAAAUCUAAAAAGAAAUCUAAGAAAAGACGAUCCCAAUCUUCAGAUGAUGAGGGUAGCGUAGAUAGAAGAUCAAGAAGAAAAAGAGAUUCUUCGUACAGUAGUGAGGAGGAGCAAAAGCAGAAGAGGUCGAAGAAAUCAAAAAAGCACAAGAGCCGUGAUAGUUCAGCAGAACGAUCGAGUCGGAAGAAUAAAAAGAAAGAUAAAGACCGUGAAAAGUCGAGACAGAAAAAAUCCGAAUAUUCUGGUUCAUCAGAAAAAUCAAGACAUAAAAAUCGUAGACGAUCACGGUCACGCAGUGAUUCCCCGAGGAAUCUUAGAAGAACGCGAUCACCAAGCGUUUCACCGAGAAACCGAAGACGAGAUCGCUCCCGCAGUUAAUCGCCAAGGCGGUAAAUGUGAUUUUAUGAAAAUCCUAUGGAUUUACAAAUGUAAUAUUUUCAUUUAUACCUACACACUUUUUUUACAAGUUUACUUCGAUGAUUAAUUUAAGAAAACAAGUAAAUAUUUGUACAGUUAAUAUUUAUUAACGAACUCCAUGAUCUUAUAAAAAUUAUUGCAGAGAGACUUACUAAGUGUAUACAAUCAGAAUUGUUUACUGCUUUGUAAAAAAUUAAAUGUAAAAUUUUGUUUAUUUUAAAUUUUGUAUGCUGCAAUCGUAUAAUAGAUAAUUGUAAAUGGAAUUUGUUUUGAAUUUUAAUCUGAAAAAUGCAUAUAAAGAAACGAUAUUUUAAUAAAAAAUAAUCAUUAAAAACUCAAAAA